Messenger RNA from Spodoptera exigua (beet armyworm), 2155 nucleotides. NCBI's taxonomy places the organism in Eukaryota, Metazoa, Arthropoda, Insecta, Lepidoptera, Noctuidae. The record is from the annotation of a GenBank genome assembly.
GUCAACGUUAACGUCUCUUAUGUCAUUAGUGUCACAUUUUGUUGAUUUUGUUACAGUUGAAAACGCUUGUUUUCGUUUUAAUAUUUAAUCGUUAAUGUGACCACUUAUAGUUUCUUAUAAAAUAUUACAACAAUAACUGAUUAAAUAUAAUCAACACCAUGACAGCCGCGGACAAUGAGUAUCCUAAGGCUUCAAACGCGACGCUCAUCGGAGCCAGCCUAACGUAUGUCGCUGGCCUAUUUCUCCUGUUAUCAUUUGCCGGUCCCUAUUGGAUCGAGUCGUAUCCUGAAAUGUUUUCAAGUUUCAAACACAUGGGCUUAUGGGAGUACUGUUUCGAUCGUUUUCGUUUCCCUUCAUAUCAGUUUGAUAAACUGUUUCAUGGGUGCCACUACAUCUUUAGUGAGGAAUUCUAUGUGAUCCGAGAAUGGUUGCUGCCUGGAUGGUUGAUGGCAGUGCAGUCAUUUGUGACCUUGGCUUUGAUAUUGUCUUUCUCAUCUCAAGUAUUGCUGGCAUGUGUUAUAGUGAGAUGGCCACUCCGCACUGUGUUGCGUUAUGAAUGGAUUUUUGUUACUUCUGCCUUCAUUAUGGUAGCUAUUGCAAGUGUGUUCCUGUUUCUGGCAGUAGCCAUAUUCGGUGGGAACUGCUAUCGUCGUGACUGGCUGCUGUACCCUUCUUUCAAUGUUCUGUCAUGGUCAUAUGCUUUUGCUGUAGUUGCCUUUAUUUUGUUUGGAGCUGCAGCUAUUCUUCUAUACUUGGAAUCCCGAAAGCUUUAUGAACUUCGUUUGGAAGCAAAGAAUUUGGUGGCCCAGAUGCAACACAGUCAGCCUGAACAUGCCCUGCAUCAGUUGCGUGACCAGUUGCAGCAGCAACGUCAAAUGGGUUACAUGUAAAAUCAAACUAAAUUACAUAUUUUUCGAUGUACUUUAAACACGUAGCUCUAUAUUGAACACAAAGUAGAACAUAUUUUUAUGAUUCUUUAGGUAAUUAAUAUACAGGUUCGUUAACAAUAUUCAACAUAAUCUCAGGCUAAGGCCGCAAGAUGGUUAUUUCCGAGCGUGCGGUUAACCACCCUCACCGCGAAUCCGCAAAACUGACUGCUAUAGUUUUUCAACCUUUAUUCCCACCACAAAGUUAUUAUGCAGCAAUGACUUGCAAAUCUUAGGGUUGCCACAAUUUUGUAACAUUUCAUAGUUUUAAUUAGUCGCAGUAAAUACUUGCGACUGUUUGUAUUCAUUGUCUUGUUUAACGAACUCGCCGCACUGAUUUAACUGAAGUGCUGUUUUUUUGCACCAUGAUUGUCUUUGAGAUAGAAAACAAUUACACAGCUGUCAAUAAAAUAAAAGCUUGUGAUGCAACUAGACACGAGUUCCAACAUGUUUACGUAAGAUUACUAAAUCUUGUCACUAGUAUUCUACACACCGAGUGCGCAAUAUUACGUACAGUAUUUACCACAUGCCUUGAUUUUCCAAGGAGGACUAAUAGUCUUCCUGUGUUUUUUUUACAUUUCAAAUUAUUCACAAGUGCGUGAAGGGCAAAACUUCAGUUUUAUAUAACUGAUAGAAUCUCAAGAAAAGACAAUGCUGUUUUAAAUGUUAGGCCUUAACAUAUUUUACUGGAUUUGUGUUGUAAUGUAAUUAGGUUAAUUGGUUUUAUUUUCACUCUAUGUACUUAUGUAUUUUGCCGUCCAUUAAUAAUCUCAAGUGACUUUUAGCUAUGAAUUGAAUUAGGAAUUAAUUUUAUAUUUAAGUAUGAUUCAUUUAUUUUGCACUUUACAAUUUUAAUUUUUUGACUGAAUUUUUUGUUCUGUAUGAGUAUCAGUAAUUAUUAUUUUUAAGUUAUACUUAAUACUAAGUAUUGUAAUAUGUACAAGAAUGACAUUGUAUUAUUUUUUUUUCUAUGUAAGUUUACAUUUUUUUCUUAACAAUUAGUUUUUGUAUGUGUAUGGUAUUUGCUUAAUCGAAAUAUAUUUAAAUUUAAUUAAGUUUUGAUGAAAAAACAUGAACAUGUACCUAAUGAAAUGAAAUGAGUGCCUUGAAGAAAAUUAAGCAGCUGUAAACAGUGCCUUCGUGUAUCACAGUUGUUAGUUAUAACAAAUCCGUCCGAAAAGUAAUCUCAUUUGUAUGCCAUUCCAAGGAUGAGCCCUGAUUUUAUGUAC